This is a messenger RNA of Mesitornis unicolor (brown roatelo), 847 nucleotides long. Its product is annotated as long-chain fatty acid transport protein 6-like. The transcript is spliced from 3 exons. The annotation marks the transcript as partial. The record is from RefSeq and is a predicted model, not a curated record. Lineage: Eukaryota; Metazoa; Chordata; Aves; Mesitornithiformes; Mesitornithidae. Gene Ontology annotation, molecular function: long-chain fatty acid-CoA ligase activity; long-chain fatty acid transmembrane transporter activity.
AUGCUGCCCUCCUGGGUACCGGGUGCUGCUGUCGGAAUGCUCUCCUUGUACCUCAUACAGAAAAUCCUCUUCCCUUACUUCUGGGCUGACCUGGGGUACCUGCUGAAAGUACUGAUAUAUGGGCUGAGAGUGGAGAUGUACCGGCAGCAAGGGAGGAUUGUCACAGUCCUGGACAAGUUUGUGAAGCUGGCUGAGAAGCAGCCCCACAAGCCUUUCCUCAUCUACGAAGGGAAGGUGCACACCUACCGGGAUGUGGACAGGAGGAGUAACAGAGUGGCGCAGGUCUUCCUUCACCAUGGAGCUCUGAAGAAGGGCGACACAGUGGCCAUGCUGAUGGACAACGAGCCAGACUUCAUCCACGUGUGGUUCGGGCUGGCCAAGCUGGGCUGUGUGGUGGCUUUCCUCAACUUCAAUAUUCGCUCCAGGUCUCUCCUGCACUGUGUCAGUAGCUGUGAGCCCAAGAUACUGGUUGUGGGAGCAGAUUUGCUUGGGACACUGGAAGAAAUUCUUCCUAAUCUCCAAAAAGAUGUCAGUGUUUGGAUAAUGACCAAAGACUCCACUUCUCCAAGUGUGCAUACCCUUUUAGACAAAAUAGAGGCUGCACCUGAAGACCCUGUUCCAGUUAAUCGACACUCUACCAACAACCUCAAUUCGUCUGUUUUAUAUAUAUUUACUUCCGGAACAACAGGUCUUCCAAAGGCUGCAGUCAUCAGUCACAUGCAGGUUCUUAGAGGAGCUGCUGGACUCGGGGCUUUUGGUGCUACUGCAGAAGACAUAAUUUACAUUACUCUGCCUCUUUAUCACAGUGCAGCAUCUCUUCUUGGCAUCGGUGGAUGCAUUGAAUUGG